Paramecium tetraurelia is the source of this 2937-nucleotide messenger RNA. RefSeq lists its product as uncharacterized. NCBI's taxonomy places the organism in Eukaryota, Ciliophora, Oligohymenophorea, Peniculida, Parameciidae. The record is from RefSeq and is a predicted model, not a curated record. Gene Ontology annotation, cellular component: condensin complex; condensed chromosome. The transcript is spliced from 2 exons. Gene Ontology annotation, biological process: mitotic chromosome condensation.
AUGCAAUUGUUCGCAGAGGGUUUGGACUCAUAAAAUUUUGCUACAAGAAUAUGUUGUGGGAGACAUCUGUUUAUGAUCUUAAGAUGUAUUCCCCCUUAGUUAUUGAAUUAGUUGGUGGAUGAGAAAACUGCAUAUGACAUGCUCAAUCACACAGUAGGUUUAUUCAAAAAUACAAAAUUAUAAAAGACAGGGAAAACUUAGAAGGGUUUGGCUGUGAAAUUGGGUUCCUAUUUAUAACACAUCGCAUUUGAGGAGAGAAAAUAAAAUAAAUUAAAAUAAGCAAUAGUGGCAUUGAAAUAUGAAAUGGUUCGAACUAUUUGCGAGGACGACAAAAAGGAGUUGAGACUGGAUGCAUUAACCAACACAGAAUUAAAUGAUUCAACUCUUCCAUUUAUAAUAAUUAGAAUCAGAGAUACUGACGUGGAUGUGAGACUUUAGGUUUUCAAAAAGCUUAUGAAAAAUCAUUUCUCCAUAUCUCAAUUAACAACAUUAGAUUUAUAUUAAGUGAUCUAUGAUGGUUUAAAAAACAGUAGUUAGAAGGUGGUGGAGUAAUGCGAAUUAUUUUUACAGUAAUCUUUUGGUAAAAUAAUCUAAGAUGAUUAAAUAAUGUAGGAGGAUUCAAGAUAGAAAUCAGCUAGAAAAUCAAUGAAUGUUGAGUAAGUGAAUCACAUUCAUGAAGCAGUGAAGAGAUUUUUAAAUUUAUUUUAAAUUGAUAAAACUUUAAUAUUCCCUUAAUUAUAUUCCACAAUAUUGGAUGGAUUGAAAGCAAUAUUGAAAUCUGUUCAUUAGGAUGAAUUAUCAACUUAUUUCAGAGAUGCAUUAAGGAAUUUAAGCAAUUAAACAAGUGGACCAGAAAUGUCAUUUAUUAAAGUGUUGUGUCAGAUGUCUCAAAACUAAGAGUAAAAAGCCUAAUUACAAUAAUAAAUGAAUUUGAUAGUCGAUCACAAUUUCCCAGAAGGCACAUAAUUUGCUGAAAUUUUUAAUUAAGAUUUGGAUUUAUUGCAAUAUUAUGAAUUAUUGUAACUAGCAUAAUUGCUUAUCAAUUAAGAAGAGAUAGGAAGAACAAGACUAUUAGAUCGAAUGGUUGAGUUCAUCAGCAAAUACAAAAAACUAGACUGUCAAAGAUUGCAUAACCAAAAGUUUAAUGAGAUCUAUGAAGAUAGAAGUGAUUAAGAACUAGAGAGUAGAUGGUUUGCAUAACAUCAUUUUGAAAUGCCUAUUAUAAAAAGUUAUUACGAAUUAAUGAUUCCAUCAAUCAAAGUAAUUAAACUCCUAGUAUCAUCGUAAGAUUAAAUGGCAGAGUAGGUAUUUAAAGUUAUCCAAGAUCUAUAGAAAUAGAUUAUAGUUGAAAAUAUCUAAUAAUUAGAAUAAUCAUUGUAGGUCAGAAAAGAAGAAAGAGAAAAUUUAGAAUAAGAAAAGGAAGCUUUAGUUAAAAAGAAGAAACAAAAUGUGCAAUCAUUAUAAUUAAAUGAGCAAUUGCUAGAAUAAAAUUAAAAGGCCAUAUAGCAAACACUCAAUGAAUUGGAUAAGAUGAAAUAACACAACAAAAAUAUUGAUAUUCAUUGUCUAUAUUUAUUGGAUGCCUUGUUUAACUAAUUUGAUAUAGCCAAAAUAGAAGAUAGGAUUUUUAUCAGAUUAAAGACAAUCAUCACUACAAUUAGCGAGAAAUAUAAGAGUGGAGAUGAUUGUUUGGCUAAGAAAUUGAGUUUCAGAUGUUUGGGAUAUAUCCCAUUAUUUGGAAUUGAUGUUGGAGGAUCUACCAUUGCCACUUUGGCCAGAAUUUUGGAUUAAUCCAUCCCAACCUAGAAAAAUAAUGACAAUCCUAUGACCAUUACAGCUCUAAGAAGCAUUUUGGAUGCAUUAUUGAUGUAUGAUGACGAUUAGGCAUGGGUUAUUGAUUCAGAAACAUAUGGAAAAUAGAAGAUUCUAUAGAUUAUAAUGAAAUUUGCAUUCAAAUCUGAAGGAGUGAUCUAGGCUAUUGCAUUGGAAGGACUAUGCAAAUUAUUAAUUCAUGAUAAAAUUUUGAAGCCCUAAGUUUGGAUAGCUUAAUUUUUGUUUUUGUGGUUCGAUGUUAGAUUGCGUUCUCAAUAGUUGCCUUUGUAAAUUGUGACCAGUUUUCUUAAGCUUUACAUAACAUCAUCCUUACAAUUCUUAAGGAUUUUUGAAAAGGGAUUGGAAUUAUACUUUAGCAUUUGUUGUUAUUUGCAUUAUGUAAAGGAUUAAAUUCUUAAUCCUGAUCUAUUUGAUACACAACAAUGGCAAGAAAACUCAUUAAUAUAAGCAGCAAGUGCGGGAAUUAAAAUGAUGAGCUAUAAAAUAACUGGGUAGAAAUCCAAUCCAUCUUUGUCUGAAUUCAAAGAUAUUUUAGAAUCCAGAUCCUUAGAAUCUGAUUUCAUAGGACCAUAGGAAAGAUUUAUAAUGUACCUUUGUAAAUUAGUCAGUGAUCACAACAAUAUUAUUCUGUAAAAGGUCAUCACUUAAGUCACAAAACAAGCAGACUUUUUGGAGAUGUAUGACAUCAAGGAUGACGACAAUAAUAAAUUGAAACCAAAACUAUCAUUUUAUCAAAGUCUAAUCAUUAGUUUAGAAUAAUGCAUAGAAAGAUUAGAAAAGGCUAAUGCCGAUGUUAAAAAUGAGAACAACUUCUUGAAGGUGUUACAAGAAGAGGUAGGAUUACAAGCCUAAGAUGAAGGAUAAGUUCUUAGAGAUGCCAUCAUGAAGGACUUUGAAUUACAAAGAGAAGAUGCCAAUAAUUUAGUUAAAGAACUAAAGAAACAAGGAAUUAUUAUUUAGGGAUAAAAAUAAAAAGAACAAGUUCAAGCGGAAGAAAAUUAUCAAGGUGAAUCAGACUCAGAUGAGGGAGUCAAAAAAAAGAGAAAAUAAUCGAGUGACUCAGAAAUUCCAACCAGAAAGGGAGGAAAUAAGAAGAGAAGAUGA